Messenger RNA from Ricinus communis (castor bean), 2258 nucleotides. RefSeq names its product probable pectinesterase/pectinesterase inhibitor 21. Bases 261 to 2009 code for a protein of 582 amino acids. Lineage: Eukaryota; Viridiplantae; Streptophyta; Magnoliopsida; Malpighiales; Euphorbiaceae. Gene Ontology annotation, molecular function: pectinesterase inhibitor activity; pectinesterase activity. The transcript has 2 exons. Gene Ontology annotation, biological process: cell wall modification. The record is from RefSeq and is a predicted model, not a curated record.
ACUCGGGAGGUGUUUCAAGAAUUCCAAACAAGUGGGAGGCCAUAUCAUUGGCUCUUCGAAAUCCCUCUCCCUUGAACUGCAGCUGCCUUUGAUUUGCGUUCUGGGGAGAAUUUUUAUCUUUUUUCGUAAAGAAAAUAGGAAAAAGAAAACAUUAAGAAAAAAAGUUAGGAAAACAAUCUUGAGGGAAAGAAAAGUGGUGUGUUAUCCCAUUUUUCUUUCUCCCUCCCUUUUGGUAUAUUGAAGAUUGUCCAGCCUCGAAAAUGUCCUACGGAGAAGAUUCAAAGAGGAAGAAGAGAUUAGCCAUUAUUGGCGUCUCUUCUUUUCUCCUUGUAGCUAUGGUGGUUGCUGUCACCGUUAGUAUUGGUUUCAACAAUGAUGGAGAGAGCGAAGAUGACAUUAACGGAAAAAACCACAAAAGCAAAGAGGUGUCUGCCUCCAUGAAAGCCAUCAAAACUCUUUGCCAGCCCACAUAUUAUAAGCAAACAUGCGAACGAAGCCUUGCAAAAUCUGCAGGAAACACGACCGACCCCAAAGAACUUAUUAAGAUUGCAUUCAAGCUUGCUGAGAAACAAAUUGAUUCUGCUUCCAAGAAAUCACUUACCUUGCUAGAACUCGAAAAGGAUCCAAGAACUCGUGGUGCUCUUAAUAGCUGCAAAGAACUCAUGACCAUGUCUAUUAAUGAGCUUCGGAGCUCCUUGGAAAAAGUUGCAGACUUUGAUUUUAGCCAAUUGGAUGAACUGAUGGCAGACAUAAAGACUUGGCUUAGCGCUGCCAUUACUUACGAAGAGACUUGCCUGGAUGCAUUCGAAAAUACAACUACCAAUGCUGGAGAGAAAAUGAAGAAGGCAUUAAAGACUGCAAUGGAAAUGAGUAGCAAUGGUCUUGACAUUGUUUCAGGAAUCUCUUCUGUGCUUACAGAUCUUCAGAUCCCAGGUGUAAGUCGCCGCCUUCUUCAGGAUGACAUUCCUGUUGCAGGACAUGGUGAUAUAUCCCAAGCAUUUCCUGCCUGGAUCGAUCCUGGUACACGACGACUCCUUAGUGCUCCUCCUUCAAAUAUUAAGCCAGAUCUUGUUGUUGCUAAGGAUGGCAGUGGAGACUACAAAACUAUCCUCGAAGCAUUGCCACAAAUCCCCAAAAAGAGCAACGAGACUUUUGUGCUUUAUAUCAAGGAAGGAAUCUACGAAGAGUAUGUUGAGUUCAAUAGGAGCAUGACCAACUUGGUGGUUAUUGGAGAUGGUCCUGAUAAGACUCGCAUCACUGGUAGCAAGAAUUUUGUCGACGGAAUCAACACCUACCGCACCGCAACAGUUGCUGUUAUUGGAGACAACUUUGUGGCUAGGAAUAUUGGGUUUGAAAAUAGUGCUGGUGCCAUUAAACAUCAAGCUGUAGCAUUGAGGGUUUCAUCAGAUUAUGCUGUCUUCUACAAUUGCUCAAUGGAUGGUUACCAAGACACACUAUACACACAUGCCAAGCGCCAGUUCUACCGUGAUUGCACCGUUUCAGGAACCAUCGAUUUCGUAUUUGGUGAUGCGCCAGUCGUCUUCCAAAAUUGUACAUUCUUGGUUCGCAAGCCUUUAGAAAACCAACAGUGCAUAGUGACUGCACAAGGCAGGAAGGCAAGGAGACAACCAUCAGCUAUUAUCAUUCAAAACAGCACAAUCACUGCUCAUCCUGAAUUGGAACCUGUCAAGGACCAGUACAAGUCAUAUCUUGGCAGGCCGUGGAAAGAGUUCUCAAGAACAAUCAUCAUGGAGACUUUCAUUGAUGAUUUGAUUCAACCUGAAGGAUGGUCCCCUUGGUUCGGAAGUUUUGGACUGAAAACUUGUUGGUAUGGAGAAUACAAUAACUACGGUCCUGGUUCGGACAUGAAAAACCGUGUAAAAUGGAACGGAAUUAAGCCUGUUUCUCGCCAGCACGCCAUAGAUUUCACACCAGGAAGAUUUCUCCGAGGAGAUAGCUGGAUCAAGCCAACAGGAGUGCCUUAUGCACCCUACUUGACGAGACCUUGAAAGCAACAACUUUUUUCUUUUUCACUUUUUAGUCUGUCUGUGUGUUGUAUUGCCUAUGUAUGCUUGCCCUAAAUACACACAACUAGAUUUCCCUGAAUUUGUAUAAAUAAGAAAACCCGUAACUUCACCUUGCCCUUCAGGUUUUCUGUUCUUUAAUUCUUUUGAUGUUAGUGAACAGCAUUACUUCUACACAGACAUGGAUCUGUUCUUCUUUAGUAAAAUCAAACUAUAGAGUCCUUUUACCCCUUC